UGUAAUGGCAGAGUCGGUGUCCCCUUCGGCUCCUACACCCCCACCGUAUAAAGACCAGGUGCCUCAGGUUUCAGAGAUUGCUCCUUCAGUGGGACUUUAUCCGUUGAUUACUGAGACUGUGGUGGCUCGCCCGGGAGCAGAGGGGCGCCGGGCCACUACUAUGCUAGUUUACUCACAUGUGCCUUUUAACCCAGUGGACCUAGCAGCCUUUAAGGCACAGGCAGGGGAAUUCUCCACGAAUCCCAGCAAGUUUAUUUCGGUUUUUGAGGGAUGUUUUGCCAGUCACAAGCCUGACUGGGAUGACUGUAAUAUCCUUAUGAGGACCCUGUUGUCUGAAGUGGAGAAAAAGGAGGAUUUGAUGGGCAUGUCUGUGGCACAGAUUUUGGAAACUGCAAACAAGGUUUACAGCCUUAGAGAGGGAGAGAAGGAAAAAAGGCAAGUGAAGAUGAUGGUUGCAGCAGUACAGGCCAGUGACAAGAGGAAGUUUCAGGAAGGUGGUGGAAGGGGCCGGAGAAUGAGAGGUCGUGGACGUGGGCGCCCUGGCUCACAGGAAAGGCGUUUGGUCGCAAUCAGUGUGCCAUAUGCCGGAAGGAGGGACACUGGAAAAUGA
Molecule: messenger RNA, 610 nt
Organism: Mauremys reevesii (Reeves's turtle)
Lineage: Eukaryota; Metazoa; Chordata; Testudines; Geoemydidae
Exons: 2
Coding region: 5-610 (201 amino acids)
Biological process (GO): virion assembly
Source: RefSeq, a predicted model, not a curated record